Molecule: messenger RNA, 1694 nt
Organism: Oncorhynchus mykiss (rainbow trout)
Lineage: Eukaryota; Metazoa; Chordata; Actinopteri; Salmoniformes; Salmonidae
Source: RefSeq, a predicted model, not a curated record
CAUCCUGAUGCUGACGAGGCAGAGAAGAGUCUCUCCAGAUCAGAACACCAGAUGGACAACGCUAGCCCUUCCUCUCUCCCGGAGUCCCCGUGUCGUGCCUCUCCCGGUAUUGGCUUACUGUUGGGUAGGAAGAGGUUGUCUGUGCUGCUGGUGGACUGCAGGAAAACAACGGGGCUGAGUGGAACUGUGAGAGGAGGAGAAGAGAAGAAAGGAUCAGAUUUGACUCAUCAAAGAGAAAGACCAGAUUCAGAGGAACCAGAGCCAGGGACGUCCAAACCAGCAAGAAGACACCAGUGCUCUUACUGUGGAAAGUGUUUUAAGCGGUUAGGGAACCUGAAACGGCACGGGCUAGUACACACAGGGGAGAAGCCAUACCACUGCUCCCAGUGUGGAAAGUGUUUCAGCCGGUCAGGGCAUCUGAAAAAACAUGAAAGAAUACACACAGGGGAGAAGCUUUUCUACUGCUCCCAGUGUGGCAAGCGUUUCAGCCAGUCAAGGGAUCUGAAAAAACAUGAUAGAAUACACACAGGGGAGAAGCCUUUCUACUGCUCCCAGUGUGGCAAGCGUUUCAGCCAGUCAGGGCAUCUGAAAAACCAUGAGAGAAGACACACAGGAGAGAAGCCUUACCACUGCUCCCAGUGUGGCAAGUGUUUCACCCAGUCAGGGGAUCUGAAAAAACAUGAAAGAAUACACACAGGGGAGAAGCCUUUCUACUGCUCCCAGUGUGGCAAGCGUUUCAGCCAGUCAAGGGAUCUGAAAAACCAUGAGAGAAGACACACAGGGGAGAAGCCUUUCUACUGCUCCCAGUGUGGCAAGCGUUUCAGCCAGUCAGGGGAUCUGAAAAACCAUGAGAGAAGACACACAGGGGAGAAGCCUUACCACUGCUCCCAGUGUGGCAAGUGUUUCACCCAGUCAGGGGAUCUGAAAAAACAUGAAAGAAUACACACAGGGGAUAAGCCUUACCACUGCUCCCAGUGUGGCAAGUGUUUCAGCCAGUCAGGGGAUCUGAAAAAACAUGAUAGAAUACACACAGGGGAGAAGCCUUACCACUGCUCCCACUGCGGAAAGGGUUUUAACCGGUUAGGGACCCUGAAACAGCAUGAGAGAAGACACACAGGGGAGAAGCCUUACCACUGCUCCCAGUGUGGCAAGUGUUUCACCCAGUCAGGGGAUCUGAAAAGACAUGAAAGAAUACACACAGGGGAGAAGCCUUACCACUGCUCCCAGUGUGGCAAGUGUUUUAACCGGUCAGGGAGCCUGAAAGAACAUGAGAGAAUACACGCAGGAGAGAAGCCUUAACACUGCUCCCAGUGUGGAAGGAGUUUUAACCAGAAAAACAGCCUGAACCAACAUGAGAAAAUACACAGAGGUGAGAUGCAUUACCACUCCUCCCAGGGUGCAAAGCAUUUGCCCAUUUAGGAAGCCUGAAAGAGCAUGACACAGAGGAGAAGGCUUUACAGAAGAUUAGAUUUUGGGAAAACAUAGUACUCAAUCACUUAAACGUCAUUAGAGAAUCCACACAGGAGAGAGUAAUUACUUCUCUUAGCGUGUAUAUAUUUCACAUCUCAUUUUUCUUACAAUUCAUCAGAGAACAUACACAGUGCUCCCAAUGUCUUAUAUUGUUGCCUUAUACAGUGCCUUGCGAAAGUAUUCGGCCCCCUUGAACUUUGUGACCUUUUGCCACAUUUGAGGCU